Molecule: messenger RNA, 2431 nt
Organism: Acomys russatus (golden spiny mouse)
Lineage: Eukaryota; Metazoa; Chordata; Mammalia; Rodentia; Muridae
Gene: Usp45
Product: ubiquitin specific peptidase 45
Exons: 17
Coding region: 11-2422 (803 amino acids)
Biological process (GO): protein deubiquitination
Cellular component (GO): cytosol; nucleus
Molecular function (GO): cysteine-type endopeptidase activity; cysteine-type deubiquitinase activity; zinc ion binding
Source: RefSeq, a predicted model, not a curated record
UAAAUAACAGAUGCGGGUAAAAGAUCCAUCGAAAGAUCUCCCUGAGAAAGGCAAACGAAGUAAGAGACCCUUGCUACCUCAUGAUGAAGAUUCUUCAGACGACAUUGCUGGUUUAACAUGUCCACACAUCAGCUAUGCUGUCAGCGUGAAUCAUGUGAAGAAAGCAGUGGCUGAGAAUCUGUGGUCAGUCUGUUCAGAGUGCCUGAAAGAGAGAAGAGUCUGUGAUGGACAGCCAGUACUUCCUUCUGAUGUUUGGCUGUGCCUCAAGUGUGGCUUUCAGGGAUGCGGUAAAAAUUCAGAAAGCCAGCAUUCACUGAGACACUUCAAGAACUCUGGGGCAGAGUCCCACUGUGUUGUCAUUAGCCUGAGUACGUGGGUCAUUUGGUGCUAUGAAUGUAACGAGCAGUUAUCGACGCAUUGUAACAAGAAGGUUUUGGCUCAGAUAGUUGACUCUCUCCAGAAACAUGUUCUUAAAACACAAACAGGUGCAUUUUCGAGAAUCAUAAAACUUUGUGAAGAAAAACGUGAAACAGGUGAAAUAAAGAAGGGAAGGAAAGGCAGCUGUGUGCCAUCUGUUAAAGGAAUUACAAAUCUAGGAAAUACUUGCUUCUUUAAUGCAGUCAUUCAGAACUUGGCUCAGACUUACAUUCUGUUUGAACUGAUGAACGAGAUGAAAGAAGAUGGCACCAAACUCAAGAUCUCUCUUUCGUCAGCUCCACAGCUGGAUCCAUUAGUGGUGGAACUUUCAAGCCCUGGACCAUUGACUUCAGCCUUGUUCCUGUUCCUUCACAGCAUGAAGGAGGCUGAAAAAGGACCACUUUCUCCUAAAGCUCUUUUCAAUCAGCUUUGUCAGAAGGCUCCUCGGUUUAAAGGUUUCCAGCAGCAGGACAGUCAGGAGCUUCUGCACCAUUUGUUGGAUGCAGUGAGGACAGAGGAGACAAAGAGGAUACAAGCCAGCAUUCUGAAAGCAUUUAACAACCCAACAACUAAGACUGCUGAUGAUGAAACGAGAAAAAAAGUCAAAGCCUAUGGAAAAGAGGGCGUGAAGAUGAACUUCAUAGAUCGGAUCUUUAUUGGCGAAUUAACUAGCACGGUCAUGUGUGAAGAAUGCGCGAACAUCUCCACUAUGAAGGAUCCGUUCAUUGAUAUUUCACUUCCUAUUAUAGAGGAAAGGGUUUCAAAGCCUGUACUUUUGGGGAAAAUGAGUAAAUGCAGAAGUUUACAGGACACAGACCAAGAUCAUAACAAAGCCACCGUUACUGUAGAAAAUACCCAUCAACCCAGAGCUGCCAAGAAGCAGUCGUCACCUAAAGAUAAGAAUCAACUCAGUCAUGACAGAAAACAUUUAAGAAAAUUGCCACCUGGAGAAGAGAAAACUUCUCUCAUUCAGAAGAAUGAGAACUUGGAAGUGAGCCACUUUUCCAGCAUCAGGAGUACUGAGUCAUCACUCAACGAAAGCCCCACUGAUGGCAGUGAGAAAGAAGCCAGCCUUUCUGAAAGCAGUGCUGAUGCCGACAGCGAAGCUUCUGAGUCCGAGAGUGCUUCCAAGCGGACUGUGCUGUUCCAGUCCAAUGGGGACCCCUGUGGGCACACGGAGCAGCACCUGCACCCCACAGACACACAUAGUGGUGAUGAAGAAAUGGCUGAAGCGAUCGCUGAACUUCAUUUGAGCAAUGCUGUGAUUGGAAAUAGAGAUUUUCACAGGGAAAAACAGCCACCAAAUGCCCCAAAUAAUUUGUGUUUUUCAGAGGGAAAACACAUGAGGUUUCACAGUGCUCAACAUGCUUUUCAAACUCUUUCUCAGAGUUAUGUAACUACGUCUAAAGAAUGCUCAGUACAGUCCUGUCUCUACCAGUUCACAUCCAUGGAGCUGUUAAUGGGCAACAACAAGCUUCUUUGCGAGGACUGUACUGAAAAGAGACAGAGAUGCCAAAAAGAAACCAGCUCUGCAGAAAAGAAAGCAGGAGGUGUUUAUACCAAUGCCAGGAAGCAACUGCUCAUAUCUGCUGUCCCAGCUAUCCUAAUUCUCCAUCUUAAAAGGUUCCACCAGGCUGGCUUGAGUCUUCGUAAAGUAAACAGACAUGUAGACUUUCCACUUACCCUUGACUUAGCGCCAUUCUGUGCUGCUACCUGUAAGAAUAUAAGUGUGGGAGAGAAAGUUCUCUACAGUCUCUACGGUAUAGUGGAACACAGUGGCUCAAUGAGAGGAGGCCAUUACACUGCUUAUGUGAAAGUGAGAGUGCCCUCCAGGAAGUUAUCUGAAUCUAUUCCUGGAAGGAAAACCGUGCCGGGUGUGAAAGAAGCUGAUAGUGAAUUGGGAGGCCACUGGGUCCAUGUCAGUGACACUUACGUGCAGGUGGUUCCAGAGUCAAGAGCGCUCAGUGCACAAGCUUAUCUUCUUUUUUAUGAAAGAAUAUUAUAACUAUGUUAA